AUGGCUUUGUUAGAAACCAGAUUGAGUGGUGUUAUGGCGGAUAGAGCUAUUCGGCGUCUUGGUUUUUCUGGUCACUUUCAUCGUGAUGCUGUUGGUUUUUCUGGCGGUAUUUGGGUGCUUUGGAACACUGAUGAAGUUUCAGUGGAUGUUCUUUUUUCUCAUCACCAACUUGUCCAUACUAAAAUUUGUUGGGUAAAAGAAAAUAGAGAGGAGUUCAUGACUUUUAUUUAUGCAAGUCCGCGAAGACAGGAACGUAUUCAGCUGUGGGAAAUUCUGUCUUCACUGUUUGAUCAGUCCAUGAGGAAUGCAGCUUGGGGGAUAGCAGGUGAUUUUAACACUUAUUUGUAUGAGUAUGAGAAGCUAGGUGGUAAUGGGCAUAACUGGAAUAGCAUGAGGGAAUUUCGUGAUUGUUUAGAUGAAUGUAGCUUGUCUGACAUUGGCAAUCAAGGUCCUAUUUUCACUUGGCAAAGAAGAAAUCUUCAGGAACGUCUUGAUAGGGUUUGCGCUAAUGAUAAUUGGAACUUGGUUUUCCCUAACCGUGUGGCUUUCAACUUGCCUUUCUUUGGCUCAGAUCAUCGACCAGUGUUAUUAUGGGAAGGUCAACCUGCUAUUUAUCCGAGAGGGGAGCGUCCUUUCCGUUUUCUAGCGUCCUGGUUAACAGAGAGCACUUUUCAUGAGGUGGUUAAUGGAUGUUGGUCAAACAAUGUAAACUGGAUGCAUGCUAUGGAGACAUUUCGGAUUAAUGCUUCGGAAUGGCAUAGAAAUGUUUAUAGGAUUGCUCUGAAAAGAAAGAAUGAUUUGCAUGCAAGGAUUAGAGGUAUUGAUAGAUGUCUUAGUUAUCAGUACAGUCAUAGCCUUGAGAUGUUGCAAAAGGAUCUAUGGAGGGAACUAGACAAGAUUUAUCUUCAAGAGGAAAUUACUUGGUUUCAAAGAUCGAAAUUGAAUUGGUUUGCUCUUGGAGAUAGGAACUCGCGUUUCUUUCAUUCUGUGACGGUUGCCAGACGUAGGAGGAAUCACAUAGAUAUGUUGAAAAACUCGGAGGGAGUUUGGAUUGGUGAUCAACAGGUUUUAAUGGAAAUGGCUGUUUCUUUCUUUGAAAAUCUGUGA
Messenger RNA from Gastrolobium bilobum, 1107 nucleotides. RefSeq lists its product as uncharacterized. Gene Ontology annotation, molecular function: catalytic activity. The record is from RefSeq and is a predicted model, not a curated record. The transcript has a single exon. NCBI's taxonomy places the organism in Eukaryota, Viridiplantae, Streptophyta, Magnoliopsida, Fabales, Fabaceae. Bases 1 to 1107 code for a protein of 368 amino acids.